AUGCAGAUGGGGAUUAAGGGGCCAGUUCUCAGGCCCAUCAGAGGAGAGACCACGGAUCCAUUUAUUCCCUCCCUCCUGGGCCAGCAUGUUGGGUGGUGCUGCCCUCUGUUCUUAUCUGUACCCACUUCCCGUCACCUGAUUGCAGCAAUUGUUUCUUCCCUCAACAGAGUUCAGCAAGUUCAGACUCCACUGCUGACCAGCCUGAACUGUGCAUUUCCCAGGUCCCUCCCCAGCCUCUGCUGCACUAGCCCUCAUCUUUCCUCCCCCCCCCCGGGCACUGCUGGCUCUGAACCCAGACCUCAGGCUCAGGGGUCCCUCCCCUUUCCCUUCAGCCUCCGCAGCACUCGACUCUCCUCUGCUAGUUGA
Molecule: messenger RNA, 366 nt
Organism: Rangifer tarandus platyrhynchus (Svalbard reindeer)
Lineage: Eukaryota; Metazoa; Chordata; Mammalia; Artiodactyla; Cervidae
Source: the annotation of a GenBank genome assembly